Messenger RNA from Dichotomopilus funicola, 603 nucleotides. RefSeq names its product TspO/MBR family-domain-containing protein. The transcript has 3 exons. Bases 1 to 603 code for a protein of 200 amino acids. The record is from RefSeq and is a predicted model, not a curated record. Gene Ontology annotation, cellular component: mitochondrial outer membrane. Lineage: Eukaryota; Fungi; Ascomycota; Sordariomycetes; Sordariales; Chaetomiaceae.
AUGACAACCUAUAUACCUUCGCUCACCCUACCCGAGGGCAUCUUCCACAGCCUUCCUGCCUCUGUUGUCCUCCCCAUAGCGCUGGGGUCCGCGGUGGGCUAUUCCACGAGACCGUCCAAAGAAAGCCGCGAAUCCAUCACACUUAAGCAACCGCCCCUACGGCCCCCGGCCAGCGUCUUCCCGCCAGUAUGGACGGCUCUCUACGGAAUCAUGGGCUACGCCGCCCACCGGGCCGUCUUUCUAGGAACUUCACCCCUUAAUGGGCCCGAUACCAUUGUCGCCGCACGCCAAGGCGCCACCCUCUACACCAUCCAGCUUGGCCUCAAUCUAGCUUGGAUGCCGUUAUUCUACGGACUCAACCAGCCCGCGCUCGCCUCUGCAGAUGCCGUCGCCCUGCUCGGUCUCAACUCGUACCUGGCCUGGUGGUGGGGUACCAAGGUGGACCGUGUCGCGGGUUGGUUGCUGGUACCGUACGUGGCAUGGCUGGGGUUUGCGACGUACCUGUCGUUUGGGACGGGCUAUCUGAAUGGUUGGGAUCUGAGCCCGCUGUUUGGCAAACGCGGUGAGGGCCGGGAGCAGAAGGGGCAGAAGAAGGGCGAGUGA